Molecule: messenger RNA, 1849 nt
Organism: Pelmatolapia mariae (spotted tilapia)
Lineage: Eukaryota; Metazoa; Chordata; Actinopteri; Cichliformes; Cichlidae
Gene: bhlha15
Product: basic helix-loop-helix family, member a15
Exons: 4
Coding region: 596-1147 (183 amino acids)
Biological process (GO): axon development; positive regulation of transcription by RNA polymerase II; sensory organ development
Cellular component (GO): nucleus
Molecular function (GO): DNA-binding transcription factor activity, RNA polymerase II-specific; E-box binding; protein dimerization activity
Source: RefSeq, a predicted model, not a curated record
GUCUUAUCAGUGACAACAACAAUAUGACAGCUAUGAAAAGCUCCACUGCGCAAUGCCCCUUCUGUCCGAACACUAACUCUGAGAAUGACCAGAGGGAAAAUGUUGACGGAGACAAUUUAAAUACUGCCAGCCAAAGAAGACUUCCAACAUCCUCUCAAAACUACAAUCACCCAGGAGAAUCAUGUGGACGGGACAGGAAAGUGAAAAUAAGGAAGAGUGUGUCAUUUGAUGAUGAUGUCAUUGUCUACCUGUUUGAUCAGGAGAGUCCAACUCUGGAGAUGCACUUUGAGUCUUACACAUCUCUGAUGAGCAGCUAUUCCUCCAACCUGCCAGGUGUCACAUUAGAAGAUAAUGCCUUCGAAUGGGAGGAUGACUUCUCGGCUUUGGAGAAGAGCUGCCAUUUUCAGUAUGACGGGCACUCUCAUCCCUACAGCCUACUGCAGACACAUAACCGGACCGCCCAGUCCAGACCAGAGAAUGGCUGUCUAUCCCAAACCUGCCUUUUCCUCACCUAUGUCACUGAGUCAGACCUGGAGUGAGAUAAGGGUUUGUUGAAGCUGAGAUCUGUUCUGUCAGAGAUAAGAGGAGUAGCAAGAUGAAAUCCAAAGGGAAGGCUGUGAAGCCAUCCAGAAGGACCUGGUCCGACCCGGAGCCGGAAUUCGAGCCAGACACAGAGCCGGGCUCCAGCGAGCAGGAAGGCUCAGAGGCCUCGGUCCGGAUCCGUGGCUCCUGGAGGGGCUCUCUGAGGAGCGGCGAUGGCAAGAGGCAGGGAGGAGGCCGGCGACGCAAGCAUGGCUCCAGCACCAAAGAGCGCAGCAUCCGUCGACUGGAAAGCAACGAAAGGGAACGCCAGCGCAUGCACAAACUCAACAAUGCCUUCCAAGCGCUGCGCGAGGCCAUCCCGCAUGUGAAAACCGAGAAGAAGCUGUCCAAGAUUGAAACGCUGACCCUGGCUAAGAAUUACAUCAAAGCUUUGACCACCAUCAUCCUGGAUAUGUCAGGGGGCUGCCUGCCUGCUGGGGGGGUCCCUUCAGAGGCCAGCGCUGCCAAGCUCCUCCAGUGCUACCAGCAGCACCUGGAGGAAGAGGGGGAGGAAGGUCUCACCCAAUACCUAACCAGCAUGCAUAGCUUCAGCCAGCAAAGCUAACAGUAAGAUUAAAGCAAGGGGAGCCACCAGGAGGGCUGGACAAAUCAAACAUUACCCACUUCCUACAGUCACACUGCUCUUAGAGACGUUCAGCUGUGUUUCCUGUAGGAAGUGGGCUCUUUUUUCCACCCCCCAGAUCAUAGACCUCUAAUAAAUGCUAGCAAGAGGUGGGCUGUGCAGAACUCCAUGCAAAAUAUGGAAGGAUUUUAUACAGCAGACAUGAAGAAUGCAGACUGGAAAGUGAAACCAAAUGGACCAUAGUUGUGUAAUGUUAUGUGCCCAGGAAAGAAGGGCUGCUUUUUUUCCACUCUUUUUUUUCUUUUUCUUCUUGCGUGUUGUGGUUUAAACUGGGGAAGGGGAUUGUUCUCUUUUGUGUUAUCUUGCCAUCUUCUUGUAUCGACUCUUGAGAAACCUGCUCAGUGUAACCUCGAGCCAUAACUGUUGCAUCCAUGAAAGAAAGACAACUAAGCAGAAGGCUUAAAUAUUGAGGUGUUGUUGCAAGAAAGUGCUCACAAUGAUAAUCCACCCUUGAUCUGAACGCGUAGCUCAUUUCUCUUCUUCUGCACACAGAAGAGUUCUUAAAGGCACAGAUGCUAUUUAACGUGUAUGUUACUUGCUUAUCCCCCCUCCCUGCUGUGUUUCCAUGUGUGUUUAAGCUGCAAACUUUGUGUGAAACAUCAUAACGGGGAAAAAAAAACAUUU